AUGCAGAUGACCAGCUUCACCGCCAUCCUGGCCUUGGCCAUGUCCGUUGCCGCCGUCGCCCCCGUUGCCGAGAAGACCAACAUGGGCCUCAGCCACUCCGCCGCCCUCGGUGGCGCCAAGGAGCAGUGCACCUCCGGCGACCUUGCCUGCUGUGACUCCAAGGAGACCAUCUCCGGUGACGGUAUCCUCGGUAACCUCCUCGCCAAGGGCGCCCUGAACGGCCUCCUCGGCAACGACGAUGCCGCUUGCGCUAAGACCAGCGCUCUCGACGACCUCAACGUCCUGGCCCAGACCAAGGACACCAACGAGGGUCCCUCUUGCAAGAACAUCAUUGCUUGCUGCCCCGAGGGCUCCGGCAAGUGUACUGCCAUCGACUCCUAA
Messenger RNA from Penicillium antarcticum, 381 nucleotides. Its product is annotated as hydrophobin family protein. Gene Ontology annotation, cellular component: fungal-type cell wall. Bases 1 to 381 code for a protein of 126 amino acids. The record is from RefSeq and is a predicted model, not a curated record. The transcript is spliced from 3 exons. Lineage: Eukaryota; Fungi; Ascomycota; Eurotiomycetes; Eurotiales; Aspergillaceae. Gene Ontology annotation, molecular function: structural constituent of cell wall.